Molecule: messenger RNA, 1117 nt
Organism: Selaginella moellendorffii
Lineage: Eukaryota; Viridiplantae; Streptophyta; Lycopodiopsida; Selaginellales; Selaginellaceae
Product: 4-sulfomuconolactone hydrolase
Exons: 11
Coding region: 10-981 (323 amino acids)
Biological process (GO): secondary metabolic process
Cellular component (GO): cytoplasm
Molecular function (GO): carboxy-lyase activity; hydrolase activity
Source: RefSeq, a predicted model, not a curated record
CAUGGGACAAUGGCUUUAGUCUCGUCGACAGGGUUUCGCUUUUGUGGUGCGAUCAAGCACAAUGCCGCCUUGAUCGCCAACAAGAGGCAAGUUUUGGCUAUGGCGAGUAGCAGUGGCAGGAUUGUGGAUAGCCAUUUGCACGUCUGGGCGUCAAAGAAAGAGGCACAAGACUUUCCGUAUUUUCCUGGCCAAGAACCCACAAUCGAUGGAAGCAUUCAACUCCUUCUCGAUAAGCUUUGUGAGGCUAACGUUGCUGGCGCUCUGAUUGUCCAGCCCAUCAAUCACAAGUUUGAUCACUCCUACGUAACAAGUGUGCUGCAAAGCCACCCUGAGAAAUUCGUUGGGUGCUGCUUGGGAAACCCCGAACAAGACGGUCGUGGCUUGGCAGAACUCGAACGCUUAGUUGAGCAUGAUGGAUACCGGGCUGUGCGCUUCAAUCCAUACUUGUGGCCGUCUGGAGAGAAGAUGACCAACGAAGUUGGCAAGCGAAUGUUUGCAAAGGCCGGGCAGCUUGGCAUACCGGUGGGAUUCAUGUGCUUCAAGGGACUCUCUCUUCACAUAGAGGAGAUCGAGACAUUGUGUUCUCUGUAUCCAUCGACCACUGUCUUGAUUGAUCACUUUGGCUUCUGCAAGCCGGCCGUCACCGAAGAGGAAACUGCGACAUGGAACUCGCUCCUGGGCCUCGCUCGAUAUCCACAGGUCUACGUCAAAGUGAGCGCAUUCUUUCGGGUGUCGAGAGAGUCAUACCCGUACAAGGAUACUUGGACAAUGCUGCGUCGGCUGCUGGAUGUCUACGGUCCUAGGAGACUCAUGUGGGGAAGUGAUUUUCCUUUUGUGAAUCAGGAGUGUGGAUACGCUAACGCGGUAGGCAUUCUACACGCUGCGCGUGAUCACGGUACGGUGUCCCGAGACGAGCUGGAGUGGCUGCUCGGUAAGACGGCAAGGCAAGUCUUUGGAGGUGUUUGGGCGGCAAGCAGCUGAAAUGGUGUGAUUGAGACUCGACACAUUUCAAAGAACAACAUGAAAACUUUUAACACCUCGUUUACUAUUAUAACUCUCAGUGCUCACACACAUCUAUACAUUCGCACCAUCUGUGCUCACGGUAUUGGAACUGGUC